GACCUUCUACUUUUCCCUGCAAUCAACAAACAUCACAUGGAGGACACACUCAAAGAUCAAGCAUCCGUCCAUGAGAGCAAAGGGGGGAAAUCCGCUAAGCUUCUUAGGUAUCCUCUCCGAUCGGCCUCCAAGUCUAAGGAGGAUAAGCUUCCUGCCUCUUCUCCAUCGAUUGCUUCUGCUUCCAGAAGGGGAAAACCUACAUCGAGUGUAAGUCAAAGUGUUAGUGUCCUUGAUAUGUCUGCCAAAGAGAAAUCUGCUAAGCCUCCUAGGAGGCUGUCUAUCCCCAACAAAUCGACUCCAAGCCCUGCUCCUAAAUCCACUGGAUACUCCACCCCAAUAUCAGAGGCUAGAGCAAACCGGUCUGGCAAUUUUAAGGGUAACAGUGGCACACCAGGUUCUGAUGUUUCUAGAUCAUUGAGUCGAAGGAAGUUCACUGUUCUGUCCUCAGCUUCGUAUUGGCUGUCUCAUAUUAAGUUAUCUGAAGCUGCUGCAAAGCAUCAUCUCUCACUUGGGUUUUUUAAACUUGCUCUAGAGGCUGGGUGUGAGAAUGUCCAGUUAUUGAGAGAUGAGCUCAAGUCCUAUGCUGCCCGCCACAAUCUUCUUGAUCUUGGAGAAUCUGCAAGAGAAGUGUUUCAGAGCUAUGAGAUUCCAGAAAGCAUUGAGCAGUUCCAAGUCUCUGAAACCUGUUCCCAGGUGCCAGAAGAGGGAAGUAGGUCACUGGAUGAUGAUGCACACAGCUUGUCUUCAGCUACUGGAGUUUCAAAACUAAAACCAAGAUCCUUGAACAACACUGCCAGUUCUGCUGCCAAAGAAUCAGCCAGAGAAACUGCUCAGAAGGGUAAUCCUGUACCUAGAAUCAAAGCUCCAUUGAACAAGAAAAUGGCCAACCAGAGCCCUGCUUUAGAAGCUGGGCAUGGCAAGAUGCCCAAGAAUUCCAAGAAACAAAGCAAACAAGAAUCCAACAAAGAGAAACACCAGGUCAAGACCGAGGGGAUGGAACCUGCUGAUGAAGAAGCUCAAUUGAACACCUCUCUUGAGGAGGCAGUGACAGAAGAAAACAAAGAGAACGUGGAUGCUCCUCCAACUGAAGAGAUGAGCUUGGAAGCUUAAGAACGGUAUGUUGGAACAUAUUUAUACAGUUUUUGGCUUGUUUGGUCAUGUCUUCAACGUUUUACUGGAGGCUUUUCCCUUGUAUAGAUAGAGAACAGCUGUGGUGUGCAAAUUCGUAACUUUGAAUUUCUGGUUUUUCUUUUUUUUUUUCUUUUUGUCUUUUGGUUGUUGGCUGAAGUUUUCAUUCUGUUGUUGGAUGAUAAAUUAUUGGUGUGCUGCAUUUGCUGGAACAUACAUGCUACUUUUCCUUUUCUGGGUUU
Molecule: messenger RNA, 1370 nt
Organism: Cynara cardunculus var. scolymus (artichoke)
Lineage: Eukaryota; Viridiplantae; Streptophyta; Magnoliopsida; Asterales; Asteraceae
Exons: 6
Coding region: 37-1110 (357 amino acids)
Source: RefSeq, a predicted model, not a curated record